UCUAACCUUAACAAUAACAACUAAUGUCUAGACUAAGUCCUUUAGGUGGCUUAGGCGUAAUUAAAGUUUUAAAGGCUUAAUUUAGCUGAGAUACACUUACAUACAGUAUGAUACAGGAGAACGUACAACUAGUAGGUCCUAGAAUAUACAUAUUGUGACUGGUGCAGCAAACCUACAUUGAAAAACUAACAAAAUGAUCAAAAGGCCGAACCCCCAAGAGAGUGAAGAAGAUUUACUCAAAUUACAGCAGCAGUUUUUAUCUUCUCAUGCAUCCAGCUCGGCUCAAUUCAAACGACCAGAUAAAAGAAAAACUGAACAUGACAAAAGUGACUUUGAGAUUACACCAAUGGAAGGAGUGGAAAAUUCUGUUCCAGGAUCAACUGUUCCCACUAAGAAGUCUAAAGUUAAAUUCAGUGAAGACGUCUCACGACAGAGAUCUACUCAAAAAGAAGAUGAAGACUUAGAGGAAAUGAUGGAUAAGCAAGAUAGAGGGCUAGCUGCGGUCCUCACUACCAUAAUAGAAAGGGACACAAGAAAUGAAGUAUAUAUAGCCCCUGUUGUUGGGAGACAAGCGUUUCCGUCAGCUGUUACCAUGGAUCUACCAAUAAAAGACAACAAUACAAAGUUACAAACUGAGCAGCCGAGGGCGAAAAGAAAAAGCUUAUUUGCACAGCAAGUUGAGGCUCACAGUGUCAAAUAUUUUGGAGUUGAGCCCACUCCUCCAAAACCUGUCCUCGAAAACAAGUCUGGUGCAGCGGAGGAUAAAGUGUUGCGGGUGAAGAGAGCAGAUAUACCAGGACCUUGUUUUAAUUAUGGUGCUGGACUGAGUGCUUCCAGAAGUGACCUUGAGUCACAGAAAAUUCAUGAAGAGAAUUUACAAAAGUUGUCCUCAAUGUCAGAACAAGAAAUUUUUGAGGAACAGCAGAAACUGAUACAAACUUUAGAUCCUAAACUAGUUGAAUUUCUGAAGGCCAGGAGAAAGGACAAAGUGCAGCAGAUGAAUGCAAGCAGAGAUGCUACAACUAAAGAAAAAACAUUCUCUGUGAAAAAGGAAUAUAAAAAACAACAAAAAAAUUCAGGGUCUCCAGCGUCUAAUGUGGAAUUACCUUUCAAGCCUCAAGGUACCUGGUUGAAUAUGUCCAAUGUUGAGAGAGAAAAGCUGGAAUGGAUGAAAGAUUUACCUGCACCGUGCUCCACUUCCACAGAGACUGGAAGACCUGCCAGGUUUGACUUCCAGGGAAAUCUCAUGGCUGUGGAUGCAGACGUGCCAGUCAACCUUGGCCUUCACCAUCAUGGAGAUGAACCUGAGAGAGCUGGUUACACCCUUGAAGAAAUCUUCCAACUGUCCAGGAGUUCUAAUAUUCAACAGAGAUCUCUUGCUUUACAUACUUUAGCCAGAGUUAUUUCUAAUGCCAAAUCUGGACAUCUGACAGACAGGAUAAGUAGUCCAGUCCUUCCCUCUAUAUUGGACGGAGGUGUGGUCAUUCUGCUGCGCUGGGCUCUGGAUGACAAUGUACCUAGCGCUGUGGCUGCUGCUGUCGAUGCUCUUCAUGCUUUACUGUAUAGCCCAUUGGAUGAGAAAGGCAAAGAUUUGAUAUGGCCUUGGUUCAAUGGUUACCUCCUGCCAACUUUAACACCAGCGGCAACUCUGGAGAAAGAAUCCCAACCUGAGGACAUGGAUGAAGAGAACAAAGAAGAGGAAACAGAUGCAGACGUAAUCAAACGAGAUGUGGUUCUGGCACUUGUUACACGCAUGGAACUACUCACUCGUUUCAACUACUUGCUUGAUAAAAUGCAGCUACAGCCAGAGACUAUCAUUCAAAUUUUAGAAAUUCUCCAAAGAAUUGCUCAGCAUUCUGGGACUAUGGCAUACGAGAUUUUUAAAUGUCCAGGACUGAUGGACAAAAUAGUUCAAGAGUUUCUCCCCACAGCAUGGAGUGUAGCUGAUCCAGCCCAACCAUUACCAUCUGUCUAUGGAGUACCACUUCCUGCUGCCUUGAGAUUGAUCAGACUAAUGUGUCAGUCUGGACGCAAUUUGGCAUCUAUUUUGGACUCAAGAUACCAUCUCAAUCUAAUAGUUUUACGUUUCCUUGCUGUUAGUGCCAGAGAUUUACAAUUACCGAAAGUGAAAUCCAUCAAUCUACAAACUGAAGCCUUGGCGUUGUGGAGAGUUUCUGCUACUUAUGGAAUCUCAACUUCAAUUUACUUUGACCUUUACAGCAAUAUUGUCUCCAUGAUUAGCAGACUUGAAGUCACAUGGUCAUCUGCAGAAGAUAGAGACUCACUGACGUAUGAAAUUGGUUUGAUAUCAGUCUUAGAGAAGUUGGUCUGCUUAGCUGGAUGUUCCCCACCUGACAUUAAUUUGUUAAAUUUAGACUCAUCCCAAGCAGAAGUGAGUUUCAGUCCUUCCCUCAAUUGGAGUCAUGUGAUAUCACUUCAUCCACCAAUUGUCAGUCUGUCACGUUCUUUGUUAAACGACAUUGGAUCCAACUAUCCAGUCCAGAAACAAGAUUUGAAUCUUGCCACCGUGUGUCUCAACUUCCUGGCCACUUUUUACGAAACAGAGGCCAAACAGCGAGGGCUAGAUGAAGUGUCAAGACUGGACUCCAUCAAAGACUAUUGUUCCGCAUCGCUGUCUCCAUUUUUGUCCUCCUUUGGUCUGUCCAUCAUUAUCAACAAUCUUUGCUCACAUUCCAAUCUUUUAAUCGAGGGCGGUGGAGCUCCAAUGUCUGAAGCAUCUGCAAAUCUUCCGUCUCUUGGAGUUUUCAAUGUCCCUGCAAAUGAAGGGCAAAGAUGGACGUUUAGCGUCCCAUUGCUUCUCCCACAUUCACCGUUUGGAUUCUUCACCUCAUUGCUGAGAUUGUGUUUGGCACUUUGUCACAGAAAUAAAGACAUGAUACAGUUUCUGUUGCCAUCAAUCGUCCAGAACAAGGAUAUUUUACUGUACAUGAAAAAGACAGUCUCUGCUGGCAAGUCCAAUGUCAGUAUGUCACACUUUACUCAGCCUGAAAAUAUAUUUCAAUUUUAUUGGUUGAAAUGUUGCUGUCUUAUGCCAUGUUUGGAAAUGGAUGUGGCUCACAGAGUUGCCCUGCGACUGUUGUCUCGACUUCAUUUUGGGGAUGAACAUCUGGCCCACGAUCUUUUAUCAACAGUCAUUUUCUCCACUCUUUUCAUAAGUGAAGGAGAGGAAGUCACACUGACCUCUCAGUCACUGACCAACUUGAAACUAUCGGAAACACUUCACCUCAGAAGCGCGACUCAAGAGGACAUCAAUGUUAGCCAGGGGCAGCUACUCCAAGAAACUUUCAAAUCUCUCAAUCAGAUAAGGGGGCAAUAUUUAAUGUCGUUUAGUGGCAUGGAGAAGGCUGUUCAAUCCUCAAGAAACAUUUAUCUGGGUAAUAGUGCUGAUAUUCUGUCACUGUUGGUCAGAAAUCCAGAAGAAAGCUUGAUGCCAAAAGAUUGGGUGUUCAUGCCACUGAUCCACGUCUACAACAGCAUGGCACACAUGGGUGCUAAGGUUGACAAAAAUGUAUCCCCUCAAACUGUAGCCAGGGUGACCAGUGUCUUGAAAUGGAUCUAUGCUGUAGAGAUCUGGCGGCCAGCAGAAAUGGACAGUAUGUCUGUAUCGCUGAGACUGUCCAGAAUCUAUUGUGCUUUUAUUGCAGGUUCAGAUCUCUUCCUUGAAAAGCCAGUGCAUCAUUAUCUUGCUGGACUACUAAGAGUGCUGACGUCACACAAACUGAUACACAAAAUGGACUUGGAGGAAAAAAUUCCAGGAAUCACUUCUUUUUAUGAUCUUUUUCAAGAAGUGUUGGAUCACUAUGAAGCUGAGUCCUUUGGAGAUCCAGUCUUUGCCCAGUAUGUUUUACUGCCACUUCAACAGAAACACAGUCCCCUGCUGAGGCGGGGAAUUUGGGAGGAGCGUAGGAAAAUGUUAAGAACUUUGCGUGUUCCAUUGGAGGAGUUGCUGAUACCUGUAGAAAACUUUCUGUAUCCAGAAGAAACUGAUCAUCGGUUGCUGCAGCUUUACUCUGUUGCCCUAGCAACCAAGGCAGUGGUUCCAACCUGGUCCCCUGUCAUGUACCUUGUGGCUGUCCACCACCUGAACAGAUUCUUGUAUGUAUCUCAUGAUGAUGGGAAUCUGGCUCUGAGACACAACCUGUGGGCACAAAUCUUGGCUCAUAGAGACCAGGUCUCGGAUGUUAUCUACUACCAGCAAUACAACAGUGAUUCUAAGUAUGGACUUCAACUGUAUGGCCAGCUGCCAGCCAGCAGACAAAACAUGGUGGAUCAGCAAAUGAAUUUAAUUCAUGCCCAACCUGGCAAAUAUUGAUGAGAUGUAGCUUAAUUAGAUUCUAGUCUGUGCAGAGAUAAGUACACUGUCCACACAAGAAAGCAGUCCCUCUAGACUCAAAAGGAGUUAUUUUGAAAGUUUGAAGAAAAUAGGGUUAUAGUUUAGAUGCCCACAUACCUUAACUGACCACCAUGUUGUUUUUAAGCAUAUUUAUCUCCCUUAUCUAUAUUAAACUUUCAAUAACUUUUUUUAAAGAGAUUUUUGUUCUUAUGCUGUCAACUUAUGAAUUUUUAAGUGUAUGUACUGAAAUGAGGGUCUAAAAAAAUGUUAAUAAUAGAUUGAUGAAGUUGUUUCUUCCUUUUUUCAAUAACUUUUUUAAAGAGAGUUUUUUGUUCUUAUGCUAUUAUUUUAAAUGAAUUUUAAUAUUAGAUCUAAUAGCUGCUAGAAAGAAAGACAAAACAGCAACAGAAAAAUGUUGGCAAGUAAUUCAAGGGAGAUAGUCUAGUAUUAAGCCUUAAAACCAAAAUGGCGUAUUUCCAAUGACAAUAUAUAGUAAUAAGAAAUAAAACUUAAAAAUAUAUAUUUUAAAAACUAUUUAUCUCCGAGGAAAUCAAAUUACAUAUUUGUAAUCUGCAUUUUUUUUCUGCAUAUUCUCAAAAUAUAAGAGAAACCUGAUUUAGCGUUUCUAGUCACAUAAACUAAUACC
Molecule: messenger RNA, 5000 nt
Organism: Biomphalaria glabrata
Lineage: Eukaryota; Metazoa; Mollusca; Gastropoda; Planorbidae
Product: RNA polymerase II-associated protein 1-like
Exons: 32
Coding region: 194-4333 (1379 amino acids)
Biological process (GO): transcription by RNA polymerase II
Cellular component (GO): nucleus
Source: RefSeq, a predicted model, not a curated record